Messenger RNA from Cuscuta epithymum, 2206 nucleotides. NCBI's taxonomy places the organism in Eukaryota, Viridiplantae, Streptophyta, Magnoliopsida, Solanales, Convolvulaceae. The record is from the annotation of a GenBank genome assembly.
CUCUAACGUAAAGAAAAGAAGCACAGCAUAGCCAGUCAGCCAGAGACGGGUAAGUGGGUACCGCGCUAAAGCCCCUGCUCAUAGCUCACUGAAUCGCCGGACGUGGCCGAGGUCUCGCCAUCUGCUCCCUGACUCGCCGUCUGCCGGUCUGCCCCUGCUCAUCUAUAGAGUGCUUCAGAGCUGUCUUCUCUCUUGUACUCCAUUCUCGACACAAGUGACAGAACCAAUUUGGGCAUUUGGCGUUUCUCCUCUCUUCAAGCUCACUGGUUCACUGGUUCUGCUCAUCUGCGCGGCUGCGCCGGAUGCUGAGUGAAGGUUCUGCCACCGGCAAUUUGGGUGUGUACACCCCCUUUCCCGUUCUGUUUCAAAUUUCUGGUCCCCUCCUCUCCGCAGGGCGCACAAGACAUCACACUGGCCAAGUGUGCCCUCGUUCUUCGACAGUGGUCAUCACUGGCCUUCUUGCUUGAGUUGCUUCAAGGUUGCCUCUGCUCUGUUCACUGAUUACCGCUGCCUGCUCACUACUUCACAGGGUUCGCUGCUUAAAAUCUAUUUAUUCAGAAAUGUCAUCUUGGUCUUCACUACAACUCAAAUCUCCCUUCCACGCUUUGCCUACCUACCCAAGCUAUGGUUCUAUAACUGGAGAAUUUCCCGUGGCUCUUGCUUACACACCUAAACUGAGCGGGAGGGAAUCUCGUGUAAUAUUUGCCAAGAAAUCUCAACUAAAUUGCGCGAGAGAAGUAGGAAUGGAUGCCAUUCCACCAGCUUUCAUUAGUUCUGUUGCUGAAUCCAUGGAUAUGGAGGGCAAGGCAAUGGUGGAGCAAGUGGAGCCAAAAGAUCCGAGCUUUUCAACAAUUCUGAUGAAUUUUGGUGAUGAUUCGGACCCUUAUGAUGCAAUGAGUACUCCUUUGUAUCAAACAGCUACUUUUAAGCAACCUUCAGCAACAGAAAACGGUCUUUAUGAUUAUACAAGGAGUGGAAAUCCAACACGUGAUAUAUUAGAAAAGCUUCUUGCAAAGAUUGAGAAAGCAGAUAGAGCAUUUUGCUUCACCAGUGGGAUGGCGGCUUUGACAGCGGUAACUCGCCUUGUUGGAGCUGGUGAUGAGAUUGUUGCUGGGGAUGACAUAUAUGGUGGUUCAGACCGCCUAUUGUCCCAAGUGGUCCCAAGAAGUGGAGUUGUCGUGAAGCGAGUUGACACAACUACUCUAGAUGAGGUUGCAUCAGCAAUUGGACCAAAGACAAAGCUUGUUUGGCUAGAGAGUCCUACAAAUCCUCGUCAACAAAUUUGUGAUAUCCGUAAAAUUGCUGAGAUGGCUCAUGCACAUCGGGCCCUUGUGCUGGUAGAUAACAGCAUUAUGUCCUGCGUACUCUGUUGCCCCUUGGAACUUGGAGCAGAUAUUGUGAUGACUUCAGCUACUAAAUUCAUAUCUGGUCAUAGCGAUCUUAUGGCAGGGGUCCUUGCUGUUAAAGGAGAAAGCUUGGCAAAGGAAUUGUAUUUCCUGCAAAAUGCAGAAGGUGCAGGUUUGGCCCCAUUUGACUGUUGGCUCUGCUUAAGAGGGAUCAAAACUAUGGCUCUACGUGUUGAGAAGCAACAGGAAAAUGCACAAAAAAUUGCUGAAUAUCUGAGUUCCCAUCCACGAGUAAAGAAGGUUAACUAUGCUGGUCUUCCAAGCCAUCCAGGGCGCACAUUGCACUACUCCCAGGCAAAAGGAGCAGGGUCAGUGCUAAGUUUUUUGACAGGGUCAUUAGCACUCUCUAAGCAUGUAGUUGAGACCACAAAGUACUUCAGUGUUACUGUUAGUUUUGGAAGUGUGAAAUCCUUGAUAAGCUUGCCGUGCUUUAUGUCCCAUGCAAGCAUUGCUGCUGCGGUGCGAGAGGCAAGGGGGCUAACUGAGGAUCUUGUUCGUGUUUCCGUGGGAAUAGAAGAUGUUGAUGAUCUGAUUGGUGACCUCGAUUAUGCACUUGCAUCCGGCCCGGAAUAGAUAUCCUGCUUCCAUUUAGAUUUGGAUUCUGAACUCUGCCAUGUAUAAUUGUAUAUGUAUUUUAGUGUUUACAUUUAUUUUUCAAUGCCAGUUUUUGUGUACCCUUCGAAUAUUGUCUAAUUUAAGAGUUUAUGGAUUUAAGAUUGUAUUUUGCAAAGUUUAGACCCUCUGUUCAAUAUAUUUGUUAUUCCUUUUGAAUUUUAAACCGGAUCAAGAAUUGAGACCUG